GCUCGCCGAAGACACCGUGAUCGUAUUUCUUUCUUUCUUUCUUUCCUUCUUUUUGCAUCUCUUGAGUUGGGUGUUAAUUUUCUGUUGGGAUAAUUGGUUGGAGCGAUUGCUCGGUGCUGCACUGACAAGCGCAUCUCUGGGGAUCGUGGUUUUGGAGCAGCGCAAAAAAUUCUAAGUUGGUUUUAGCCCGCCUUUCUCCCUAUUAACCAUUUUGAUAGCGGAAUUCGAAAAUUUCGUAACAGAUCAACUACUGUAUCGCGAAUUUGUGCCCUUCCAUGUCUCCUCUUUCUAUCUAUCUCUACUUUUCAUCACCCUCUUCCUGAUAUCCCACGCCGAAGACACCGUCAUCAGCGUUCAGCGAUUGCCCGUUGCUGCACUGGCAAGCGCAUCUCUGGGGAUCGUGGUUUUGGAGCCGAGCAAAAAUAUCUACGAUUCAAUUUCCGACGAGAGAUUCGAAAUCGCUAUUCAAUCUAAGAUUUCUUUACACCCAAUGGCUACAUUCAUUGGUGAAUUGUCCACAGAAUUGAGUGGUAUUUUGUCAAACAAGCUGAAAGACGAAUUUUUGGCCAUUAAAGGAGUUAAUCAUGAUAUAGAGAUUUUGAAAAAAAAUCUAGAUACCAUAGACAGAGAACUACAACUUGCAGAUCUUAAGAACAAUUUCCAUGUCAACAUGUCACUGUGGCUUAUGAGGUUGACUGAUACUCUAUAUGAUAUAGAAGAUGUUCUAGAUGAAUUGGAGUACCGGAAAACACAGUUAGAAAAGAGUACUAAAUGGGAGCGGUUUCUAUAUUCAAAUCUGCAAAUCAUGAAGUUUAAAUAUUGUAGACCUCUUGUGCAGGAGAUCAGAAAAAUUAGCAACAAUUUGGAAUUCAUUGCCAAUGAAAAAGGAAGUGGCAUCAUGCAAGGUGGACAGUCUCUCUGGCAAAUAUCUUCCCAUUCCAUUGGUAGUUUAGCGUCAGAUAUUUAUGGCAGAGAUGAUGUGCUGCAUCUAAUCACAGAGACACUUUUGUCCAACCAAAGAACUGCCCCAUUGGCUAUUGUUGGAAUUGCCGGAGUUGGCAAAACUGCCCUGAACCAGGUUUUGUAUUCUGAUCCAACAGUGAAGAAUCAUUUUGAUAUCAAACUAUGGGUAUCUGUGUCUCGACGCUUGGAUUUAAAAAGAAUUGGUAGAGAGCUUCUGGGUGUAGUGAAUGGUGCAGUGAAUGGUCAGUCAAUCUCUGACACAAUGAUCUUUAAAAAGAUUGCUGAGUGUAUUUCUGGGAAGAGAAUUUUUUUGGUGCUGGAUGAUGUUUGGAAUGGGCAAGGUACAGAUUGGAGUUCUCUGCAUGUUGCAUUUCAAUCUGCAGCUCCUAGCAGCAGAAUUUUGAUAACAACUCGGAGUUGCAGGGUCGCAAAAGAAAUGGAUGCUAUGAUAUUCCAUCUAGGAUUACUCAAUUUGCAUGAUAGCUUCAAGUUGAUGGGUGAUGCUUUCAAGGACAGAGAUCUGGAAGAAUGUCAAAGACUAAAACAAGUUGGACUGAGGAUUGCAGAAAAAGCUGGUGGUCUUCCAUCUGCUGCCAUAACACUUGGUUCUCUUCUGAGAUUUAAGACUGAGUAUGAAGAUUGGGAGCAAGUGCUGAAAACUCCCAUUUGGGAUAUUAAGGCUGUUGUGCAGAAGGUAUUUGUUCCAUUUUUACCAAACUACCUGGACAUGGAAUUAGAUGUCAAGAGGUGUUUUUUAUUUUUGUCCCUUUUCCCAAGGGGCAGUAAUUACAAUUCAAAUGAGAUCAUCAACUUUUGGUGCUCUCAAAAGUUUGUUAAGUCAACUGCAGAGGGCAAAGAGAAUUUGGAAAUGCUGGUGUCUUUAAGCUUUCUCCGAGUAGCAGAACGGGAUAAUGAAGGAAAUGUUCUUUCCUACACCAUGGAUAAUAUAAUCCAUGAUUUGCUGACUUGCUAUUCAGCAAAUGAGGUAGUUUUUCAAGAGGUGAAGGAUAAGGAGAUGGUUGUUUUGCCUUCAAAAGUACUAAAGACGCGACACUUGGGACUCGUUGGUGUACCAUCAGAUUUGAGUGGUUCAACAAAAUUGAGGACUCUAAUUGUCACAACAGAGCAACAGGUUGAAGACAGUAAAGGCGAGGAUUUGAAACACCUGUUUUGUCCCUGUCUAAGGAGUUUGGAUUUUCACACCUCAAGAGGUAGCUCCUAUUCUUUGUUUCAGAGGGGGCUUCCAAAAGAAUUUUCGAAGUUAAUACAUUUGAGACGGCUCAAUUUGUCUCACAAUGACAGCAUAUCUCGACUUCCAAAUUCGCUUUGUCUGCUCUAUAAUUUGAAGAUUCUUCUCCUAGAAGCUUGUCCAAUGUUAAAGACCUUACCCAAGAAGAUUGGUAAUCUUGGAAAGCUGCAGGAAUUGAAUACCAAUGAAUCUGGUAUCAGGCAGUAUCCAAAAGGGGUGAAACUUCUGAGUUUGCUUACUAGUUUAAAUGGGAUAUAUGUUCAAUUGGAUGCAAACGGGAAAUAUUUCUCUCUUGAGAAUUUUGAAAACUUAAAUCAACUCAUCCUUUGCAUAAAAGGGAAUUUAAAGGAAGGAAACGACGAGGAGCUAGGGUUUUCUUCUGAAGAGCAUUGUGCUUCCACAGAAGUUGGAAGAUACUUUGUUUGGUGUCUGGGUUCUCCAAUCGAAACAAGGAAGAAGAACGUCGGCCCUCUGAACAAGUUUGAAAGGUAAAAAAAGACCUCAACUUGUAAAUCGGUAUAUGAUUUACUGAUUUCUGUAGCCGUUGUGUAAAUGCUAGGGCUGGCCCAUGCUUGCUUGGUAGCACGUGAUGGUUAUGGUGUUUGUUUAGUCUAAGGUUUGACCCUUUUUUUUUUUUUUUGAAAAUGGGAAAUGGAACUUUUAUUAUUAUUGUUGUUAUUAUUUAUUUUUGCUAUAAAUGCUUACAUAUAUC
Messenger RNA from Rubroshorea leprosula, 2924 nucleotides. The record is from the annotation of a GenBank genome assembly. Lineage: Eukaryota; Viridiplantae; Streptophyta; Magnoliopsida; Malvales; Dipterocarpaceae.